UUGUGAUCAUUUAGGACUAUGUACAUUUUACGCUCAAUGAUGUCAUUACAAGGAUUUUUCUGUAUAAGAAAUUAAAAGUGAACGGCGCUUAUAUACCUCACUUUAUUUUAUUUAAACAAUCAUUUACAACUGGUAAUUGUAUGUCUACAAAAAAAAAAUAAUCAGUGAACCAUGUACCCUGAUCAUGGGUUGUUUUACAAUAUCCCACUCACACAGAUAAGAGGAAUUUAUUUUCUGAAAUUUCAAAAUCAUAAUCAGAAAAAGAUACCGAAAGUAAACGUACAAAUAUAACUGGUAUAAAAACGUUUCAAAUCGCGUAUAAGCUGGGUAACAUCAGCCAGUCAGCGAGUUCUGGAAGAUAAAAUCAAAUGGCGGCUAAACAGUUACCGGAAGUGAUUGAAGAUGUUCGUCGAUGUAGAACGGUGGUGGAUUUGCUGGCACGUGAGAGCGUUUUGGGAGUAGAUUGUGAAGGAAUUUCACUUGGGGCGGAGGGUCCCUUGACGUUGGUUCAAGUCGGAGACUCUACAGGACAUGUUUAUUUGUUCGACAUCUUAAAAAAUAAAUGUCUUCUGACCCAAGGAAAGCUUGGAACCCUUCUGGAGUCUCAAAAUUUCAUAAAAGUAAUGCACUCGUGCUCCAACGACAGUGCUGCAUUAUACCAUCAAUUCGGGGUGACACUGAGGAAUGUCUUCGAUACACAGGUUGCUAAUAUAAUAAUCCAAGAACACAAAGGACGCAGACUAGCACCUCUUCUGAAACUUGCUGCGAUUUGCGAAGAGUACGAUGGAAAGGCAUUUUCAACAGAACUGAAGGAUAAUAUACAGACUGAAUUUAAAACAGAGACGAGUGACUUGUGGGCCAAACGACCAAUGACAGAGGACAUGAUUCUUUACGCCGCAGGUGACGUCACAGCCAUUGUACCGGAAGUGUAUGAAAACCAGAAAAGGUACCUUGAAGAAAACAAUUUAAUGUGUAAAUUUCAAGAAAGAGUUCAAGAAGAAAUAUUUUUUUAUAUUGACCAAACUAUUAAACAAAAGAGAAAAGACCGGGUUGAUGCCACAAUUAAAGAAAUUGUAGCGGAUAUAAACGCCAAACACUUUAGCAGUACUUCAUGUAACUUGAAUGAUUUUGAUGAAAAUGGUGAUGAGUACAGGGCUGUCCAUAGGAUACACUUCAAAGAUGCUGCUAAAAUUUCGUCGUUCAUUGAUAGCCUAAAAACAGAGAUCAUACACAAAGAAUUAGCAGAUCUUUUGCAAAAGCUUGAGGAGGACAAUGACAGUUUUUUCCUAAGCUGGAGAUCAAAAGGCAGUAUCCUUGCUUUUGAAAGACAUCCUAAUAAGCUAAUCGCAGACAAAGCAAAGAUAGUAAAUGCAAAAAUGAACAAAAUUGCAAUGAGAAACAUAAGUACCAAAUACAAUAUAAAUUCCAAGCUUAGCCACGUACCUCAAAUUGAGAGGGAGACUCUUCGGUCACUAAGACCAAAUGGUAGUGCUGAUCCCAACUUUCAUCAAGUGGUUCUUCAUCUUUACUGGCUACUUAUGGAUGAAGAUUUGCAGAAGAAAAUCGACGAAUUUAACGAAAAGCGUCGAAACUUUAAGAUGACAGAAGGUUAUUACAAGAAGAUGAAGUUUUUCAUUGCAAGAAGAACAAGGGUUCCGGACACCCUCAAACAAAAGGCUAAAAGGUUCAAACAUGAUUUAGACCGAACAUUUGGACGUGAUGUCGUUCCAUCAGGGUGAUGCUUGCAUCUAAAUGAAAAUGUUUUUUAUACGAUGAAUAUCUCCAACGAGUGACCAAUUUCAAUUUUUAGUGCACUUAGAUACGAAGAUUUUUUAUUGAAUCAAUUUUGAAUAACCACAUCGUUAAUUAUCAUCAUAACAAUGUCGAAACGAACUACAUUAAUGUAACAUGUAGAAGAAUAAGCAAUUAACAUAUUAUUUAAAUUUUAAAACACCACGUUUCUUUGCAAUUGGUGUUGACUUUCUUCAUUAGAAAAUGUGUUGAGGAAAUACACCGAACUUCAUAUUAUGUACGCUGCACCAGUUUGGAGAUAUAAUUUUACCAACAAUUUUUCAUAAAAAUUUAUUGAUUUAGUGUUCGGUGUUUUUACCUUCUUGUACAUAGCAUGUUUAAUACAAUUAUAAUUCGCUUAUUAAGCCAUCUACCUUUUUAACCCCAAUUUAGCUGUCAACCCUUCCUUGAGGUUCUAUUAUCGUGCCCUUUUAUCACUAAAGAAAAAAUCAUGAAAGAGAAGAUUAUAUUUAUGCAAUAACAAAUUAUUUUUGGAAAAUAAUAUCGUAAUACACUUACAACAAUUUGUGAAACAUAUUAUCUCUCCUUAACUGUCAAUUUUAAGCAUGAUAUUCUAGUAGUUAAGCCGAACAAUUUUUAAGCAUAAUAAUUUAUGUAUUUGCAUUGAAAAACAUAACGAUGAGAAAUCGUGUUUUAAUCAGAUAAUUA
Messenger RNA from Magallana angulata, 2460 nucleotides. RefSeq lists its product as uncharacterized. The coding region runs from base 369 to 1739 and encodes 456 amino acids. The transcript has 6 exons. The record is from RefSeq and is a predicted model, not a curated record. Gene Ontology annotation, biological process: nucleobase-containing compound metabolic process. Gene Ontology annotation, molecular function: nucleic acid binding; 3'-5' exonuclease activity. Lineage: Eukaryota; Metazoa; Mollusca; Bivalvia; Ostreida; Ostreidae.